Messenger RNA from Anisakis simplex (herring worm), 231 nucleotides. The record is from the annotation of a GenBank genome assembly. Lineage: Eukaryota; Metazoa; Nematoda; Chromadorea; Rhabditida; Anisakidae.
AUGCAUAGCAUAUUCGGCACCAACAGCGAAGUGUAUGGACGUGUGCUGAACGAGAGACUGAAAUGUUGGUAUGAAGAGAUAUACGCGAGAGAAGAGGAUCGAAUAGUCGAGGAUUACAUUGAAUUAGCAUAUCACAUCGUGUUGAACUCAAGUAACGACCCGUCAAAGUGUCGCGAAAGUGCCCGUCUUCUAUCGACUCUAUUGAAGAAUUGUGGUGAUUCAGGACAAGCC